AUGAAGGUACUCAUCGAGUCAUGUCAAAAUGAGAACAAGCGGCUGACCAGCGCCAAUUACACAGUGGUCAAGAAAGCCAUACGCGACCCUCUUCUGUGCACAAAGUUAACCUUCAUGCUUAGUGUCGCGGAAGAACUGGAGCCGUUCCUGGUCCAGUUCCAGAGUGGGUUUCGAGGGGGCAGCCGGUCCUCUAGCCGAGCAGCAGUUCCACAGAAUGUGCGACGAUUUCACUGCACUUUUUGCAACUACUCCACCAUUUACAAGCAGACACUACAGCGUCACCACCGCACACACACGGGCGAGCGACCGUUUGAGUGCGAGUUCUGCCUUAAGACCUUUGCCCAGAAGUGCAACAUGAAAGCACACCAACGGCUCCACACUGGUGCCUGUCCCUACCGGUGCCAGUUUUGCCAGCUGGGAUUCAGUCGACGUGAGCUCCUCACCGAGCACCUGCAGCAGGAGCAUGAAAUGCAGCUGGCCUUUAAGUGUGGCUACUGCUCGGGGGGCUUCCUGACUCGGCACGAGCUGUGGAGACAUCUGCGCUCCUGUUCCCCUUGGGGGGCACCAGAUGCCAUUGUGGUACCUGUGACGCCACAGCCGUCACCAACCUGA
Messenger RNA from Rhipicephalus microplus (southern cattle tick), 612 nucleotides. RefSeq names its product zinc finger protein 1 homolog. The record is from RefSeq and is a predicted model, not a curated record. NCBI's taxonomy places the organism in Eukaryota, Metazoa, Arthropoda, Arachnida, Ixodida, Ixodidae.